AACAGACAAAAGAAAAAGGGUGAAAAGAGACAGGUUUAGUCUUUUAAGCCAUAGCCAAUAAUACACUUAUUUGCAGAGACAGAGGAAGAGAGAGAGAGAGAGAGAGAGAGAAGAAACAGCCAUGUUUUGAGGAAGGAGACAUGCAUCAUCAUCAUCUCCAGCUUGUUACUUAACUUCUCUUUCUCUCCAUCUUUUUCCAAAUCUAGACACCGAAGGUCUCUCUCUCAUCAUUUCUUUGCCUAUUAAGAAGACAAAUGCAAGUGUUCCAAAACAAAGUUUCAUCUCGGUCUACUUGGGAAAGCUCAAACACUCAAGGAUCUCAAUCUUUCAGCUUGACAAAGAACAUGAUGAUGAUGAAGCAUUCGAGUUUGCAGCUGCAGAAUAAAGAUUCUUCCUCAACACAAUCUACUGGAGAUUCAGGCGGUGGUGAAGCUGCAAGCUUUGGAGAACCUAACCGUUAUGGAUCUAGCAGCAUUGCUGUUAAUACCAUUCUCCCAGGUUAUAAUAAGUCAACAAACACCUCGUCGAUGGUGUCUCAAGAGCCUGUGUUUCCUCCUUCUGCUUGUGGUCUACCAUCUUGGCCUCUUCAAUGUGCUGAAACAUCACAUCUCAAUGGUUUCUUGACUCCUGAAUAUGCUGCAUCCCAACCAACGGCGCUGACGCAUUUAGAUAUGAUGGGUUUGGUUACUUCAAGAGUGCCAUUGCCUCAUAACAUUCAAGAGAAUGAACCAAUAUUCGUCAAUGCCAAACAGUACCAUGCCAUCCUCCGCCGCAGGAAGCAUCGAGCUAAGCUUGAAGCUCAGAACAAACUCAUCAAAAGCCGUAAACCGUACCUUCAUGAGUCUCGUCAUCUUCAUGCUUUGAAGAGAGCUAGAGGCUCUGGUGGACGUUUCCUCAAUACAAAGAAGAAGCUCCAAGAAUCAUCAAACUCACCACUCUGUUUUUCUCAAAUGGCAAAUGGAGAGGGAGAGGGUUUCUCAAAGAGCUCGAUCACACCAAGCUCCAGUUCAGACCGUAACAACAUGUUCCAGAACACACCGUUCAGAUUCUCAGGGUAUCCAUCAACACACCAUGUCUCAGCUCUCAUGUCAGAGACUUGAGCCAUCUUGGGAAGUCAUCCUUGGCUAUAAACUGUUACUGCUUCUUUACAAAGACUUAUCUGUUUUCAUCAUCUGCAAUCUCAACUCUAUAUAUUGAAGUAACUUUCAUAUCAUUUGUCAAACUAUUUUGUUAGUUAUAACAUUUUCGGAUUCUCUUUUAA
Molecule: messenger RNA, 1261 nt
Organism: Raphanus sativus (radish)
Lineage: Eukaryota; Viridiplantae; Streptophyta; Magnoliopsida; Brassicales; Brassicaceae
Product: nuclear transcription factor Y subunit A-5
Exons: 5
Coding region: 255-1100 (281 amino acids)
Biological process (GO): regulation of transcription by RNA polymerase II
Cellular component (GO): CCAAT-binding factor complex
Molecular function (GO): DNA-binding transcription factor activity, RNA polymerase II-specific; RNA polymerase II cis-regulatory region sequence-specific DNA binding
Source: RefSeq, a predicted model, not a curated record